GCAAUGUCCCAAGGAUGGUGCCUGGGAGAUUAAGCAGAGACCAGCUCACACUGAUGAAUUGAAGCUGACAACUGCGAGCGUAGACCCAGCUAAGAAAAAACUCGUAGGUGAAAAUCAACUCCCUCCUCCCCGAAGUUGGAAUCAGCAUUAUCUGAAGAAUGAACAGCUGUGCUCUGAGCGAUGUUUGUGGCAUCUCCAGUAGGCCCCUCUCGGCCGACUCGCCUCUUGAUGGACACAGGCCUAACGAAUCUGAGUGUAAGCACCACCUCUGGCCAGCACACUCUCCAGACCUCCCAGCAAGAGUGCCGCUUUUGGAUAUGCUGGAAGACCAGGCUCUGAAAGCACCCAUGGAGGGUGUUGAAGUCAAGAGAGAAACAAAAGGGGGAAAGAAAACACAAAACCAGUCUCCAGUGAGAAAAUGUGGGAAGGAAGUCUGCAAAGCCGUGGGCUAUAUCACAGGAGACAUGAAACAGUUUGGAGUCUGGCUUCAAGAUAAACCAGUCCCAUGUCAGUUUGUGGAUUGGUUCCUGCGAGGGAUAUCCCAGGUGAUGUUUGUCAAUAACCCGCUCAGUGGGCUUAUCAUGGUAGUUGGGUUCCUUGUCCAGAAUCGUUGGUGGACGCUCACAGGCUGUUUAGGAACAGUUGUCUCGACGUUAACAGCACUUCUUCUGAAUCAGGACAGAUCAUCCAUAGCAGCGGGACUGCAUGGCUAUAAUGGGGUCCUGGUGGGACUGCUCAUAGCAGUAUUCUCUGACAAGGGAGACUUCUAUUGGUGGCUUCUACUGCCUGUUGCUGCGGUAUCCAUGACAUGCCCAGUUUUCUCCAGUGCUUUAGGCUCAAUCUUCAGUAAGUGGGAUCUUCCUGUUUUCACCCUGCCUUUCAACGCAGCAGUGACAUUAUACUCUGCGGCCACUGGACACUACAACCUUUUCUUCCCUACAGUCCUUAUCAAGCCUGCAACAGCAGUGCCCAAUAUCACCUGGUCCACCAUUGAUGUGCCAAAGCUGUUACUAUCCAUUCCAGUCGGCGUCGGCCAGGUGUAUGGCUGUGAUAACCCCUGGACUGGUGGCAUCUUCCUGGUUGCUUUAUGCAUUUCUUCUCCUCUCAUUUGCUUGCAUGCUGCAAUUGGAUCAGCAGUGGGGAUGCUGGCAGCACUGAGCCUAGCAGCACCUUUUAGCAAUAUCUAUGCUGGCUUAUGGGGCUACAACAGUUGCCUGGCAUGCAUCGCUAUCGGGGGCAUGUUCUAUGCUCUGACAUGGCAGACCCACCUGCUAGCAAUUGCCUGUGCAUUCUUUUGUGCCUAUCUGGGAGCAACUGUAGCCAAUAUGUUUUCCGUGUUCGGAUUACCAUCGCUUACCUGGCCUUUCUGCUUGUCUGCACUCACCUUUCUGUUACUAAACACAAACAUCUCCGCCAUCUACAGGUUACCUCUCAGCAAAGUCACUUACCCAGAAGCCAACCGAGUGUAUUACCUCACAAUGAAGAAGCAGCACCAGGUUUACGAUGGCGCCAGUGGUGCCAUGGGGCCAGGCCCAGACUCAGAAGGGGCCCCGGCCAGCCCGAUCCCUCAGCCAGCUGAGCCAGCCAGGAAAGCUGUCUCCGCCCCUGCUCCGCCCCCACCCCAUCUCUUCCCACCCCUGCUCCGCACCAGCCCUGCCCCCACUCCAUCCCCUCCCCUGAGCUAUGCAUCUCGGGGGACUGCAGCAGGGGUCGGGCACACCCUGCACUCAGCGGGUGGUGGGAAGUGGAGUGAUCCAGCCCCAGCUCGCUCCACUCCACCAGCUCCCAGCCAUGCUGCCGGUGAGUGCUGGGUGGCAGUUACCCCCUACCCCACAAAUCCCAAGGCUGGGAGCCAGGGGAUCAGAGCGGAGCGGGGUGGGGCCGGGUUACUCCACUUUCCUCCACCCCGUGAGCGCGGGGUCGGGCCCACCCUGCAAUCACCGGGUGGCAGGAAGUAG
Mauremys reevesii (Reeves's turtle) is the source of this 1958-nucleotide messenger RNA. Its product is annotated as urea transporter 2-like. Lineage: Eukaryota; Metazoa; Chordata; Testudines; Geoemydidae. Gene Ontology annotation, cellular component: membrane. Gene Ontology annotation, biological process: urea transmembrane transport. Gene Ontology annotation, molecular function: urea transmembrane transporter activity. The record is from RefSeq and is a predicted model, not a curated record. The coding region runs from base 159 to 1958 and encodes 599 amino acids. The transcript is spliced from 11 exons.